UGAUAACUUAUUUAACCGACUAACCUAACCCCAUGAGUACUCGAAUUACUUAUGUUCCAACUUACAACCUCGUUAUUCAAAUUUCACAUCCUAGGCAACGAAUCUCAAAGUGACCAUGGAUGAAACACCAGAUGAAAGAAAGCGCUCGGGUCGGUCCAAGUCAAUUGGUCCCUGCGUAAUCUCCUGUAUCUUCGUCUUCCUCACUCACCUGGUCCUCUCUCUCGUCCCCCGCUUCUUCUCCGCCUCUUCCUUCCUCGCCCAACUCGCUCUCUCGGCCCUGCUGCUUCUCUUCUUUCUGGGUUUUGGCGGAUGGUGCAGAAGGACCCUUCUGAAACGCCGCGCUUCAGCUCCGGCUUUCGUGUUCUUCAACAUUCUCUUCAUUUGGGGGUUUUACAUAUCAGUUAUCAGUCAAGCCGUGUCACUGCUCAACGACGCCGUUUUCAGCUGUGAGGUUGUCUUCCUCCUCAUUGGUCUCUACAGUAUAAUUACAAGUGACCCUGGCUUUGUAACAAAUGGGUUUGCCUCUUCAGACCAAGUUGCGGAGGGUUCAGUUUCUGAAGUUCAUAUUCAUGAGAAGGAGUUGGAGGUUUUAGCAAGUGGUUUAUCUGACGACUCAACUGAAGGUUCUGGUUUGGUUACGAGGGUACGAUAUUGCAGGAUCUGCAAGUCAUACAUAAAGGGUCUUGACCACCAUUGCCCAGCUUUUGGGAACUGUAUAGGACAAAAGAAUCAUCCCCUUUUUCUAGUUCUUCUGUUUGGAUUGAUCAUUACUGAGGCUUCUUAUUUAGUAUGCACAUCACUCUUUGUUGCCAAAUCCAGGCUCUUACGUAGACCUAGCUUAGAGCCUACUCUUUCUGAAAAUUUAACUGUUAGCACAAUUAUGUUCACCAUUCUCCAGUUGGUAUGGCAGGUGCUGUUUGUGAUAUGGCAUAUAUAUUGUGUAUGCUUCAACAUCAGAACUGAUGAGUGGAUGAACUGGAAGAAGCAUCCAGAGUUCCAACUUCUUGUUCAACCUCAGCCAGGGAAAAACUUCACGAGUAUAAAGUUCAGGAAUCCUUAUGACAAAGGCAUUCGACAGAAUGUCAAGGAGUUUCUAGCGUUAAGAGCCUGACAGUUUCAACGUCUAUUUCUCCAGAAGCCUUGCACACUUCUCUGCGUUCCACCCAUUUUUAAAAAGCAGUCGCUCUUAUCGCUUCUUGCAUAUUCCAGUAUUUGGAGCAACAGGAGUAGGAGGGAUUGAUUUAACGGAAAUAGUUCUUGGGUUUGAAGGUAGUGUCUCAAAGUCCAUUUCAAAAAUUGACAGAACGUUGAGUAGGCCGAUUAUAACAUAUCUUGGCUCCUGUAAAUUUACGGCCUGUGUAUGCACUUCUGUGAUUUGCAAGUGUCUUCAUAUUGUUGAACUCCGAAUUAUGAUUCUGGUCAAUGAGAGUAAAUGUAUAGGCAUAUAGCGACACGGAAUUGGUUCCAGCUCUCUCCUUUGUUCUGUAAAGGUGGAGAUGUAAAGGGAAAGGAUGAAGAAGCUGUGACAGAAUCCUUUUGGCCACCAAGCAACAUCUUCGGCCCCUUCUCGCCGCGGCCGACAUUCAGUACCCUUUCAAGGACCUUCCCUUCUCUUCUUCUCACACUGUGUCCUCUGAUUGUAACUAUCAAAUAACUCAAGUCUGAUCCUGAAUUUUCAUUUAGAUUGUUGCAAAAUGCAAAUAAAUUUUAAUUAAAACAUA
Molecule: messenger RNA, 1721 nt
Organism: Malus domestica (apple)
Lineage: Eukaryota; Viridiplantae; Streptophyta; Magnoliopsida; Rosales; Rosaceae
Biological process (GO): peptidyl-L-cysteine S-palmitoylation; protein targeting to membrane
Cellular component (GO): endoplasmic reticulum; Golgi apparatus
Molecular function (GO): protein-cysteine S-palmitoyltransferase activity
Source: RefSeq, a predicted model, not a curated record